This is a messenger RNA of Arctia plantaginis, 231 nucleotides long. The record is from the annotation of a GenBank genome assembly. Lineage: Eukaryota; Metazoa; Arthropoda; Insecta; Lepidoptera; Erebidae.
AUGAAAGCUAUGUUUCAAAUGAACUAUUUCUCUAGUGGUAUUAAAAACCAAACCAGCUCAAAUUUUGCCUAUCAGCAACAUUCGGCAAUAUGUUUUAUGCCUGUGAUGUGGAUUUUGCUUUUUAUUGUAGAAGCUUUCGCUAUACUGCUUUACAACAAAGCACUAAAUAUGGCCACAAGUUGCCACGUACUUUUAUUUGGACAAGUUGGGAAAAACUUAAAAGGUUCGUAA